Limanda limanda (common dab) is the source of this 2083-nucleotide messenger RNA. Its product is annotated as KIAA1328 ortholog. The record is from RefSeq and is a predicted model, not a curated record. The transcript is spliced from 12 exons. Bases 1 to 1782 code for a protein of 593 amino acids. NCBI's taxonomy places the organism in Eukaryota, Metazoa, Chordata, Actinopteri, Pleuronectiformes, Pleuronectidae.
AUGGCGGCAGGAGCAACAAGAGGUGGAAGUUCGGGGAUAUUUUGGAUGAAUGACGUGUCAGAUGACGAGCCACCGUUUGCUUUUGGUCCCGGACUGGAUGGAGAAGUGAUCCCUCGGACCCCCUUCAACCUGGAACCACACAGCACCGGCUCAUUCAGUAGAGGGGCCACAAAGAUGCGGGUCGCAGCCAGACGUAGCUCUGGUUGCAAGAGGGGGGGCAACAAACAGGGCUACUUACAAAGCGAUCGCUCUGGGGCUUGUGCUAAGGAGAAAGUGUCAGUCCAACAAAGUGCUGCCCUGUCAACAGAGUACACACCAUCCCUGGCAUCUGAUGCUUCUCUCCCCCCAACACAGGUUAUUUCUACGCCCAGCAGAGGAAGCAGCCAGGUCUGCCUGAAGGACCUCUGUUCUGAAGAUAAGCGUCGAAUUGCAAACCUCAUUGAAGAACUAGCCAGGGUGAGCGAGGAGAAAGAAGAGUCAGUGAAGCGUCUGAAAGAUGAGCAGGGACAUUUUGAACAGAAAAUCCAACAACUGGAGCAACAUAACGUGGUCAUUGCAGAGGAGAGGGAGAGCCUGCAGCAGCAGUACAGAGAGUGCCAUGAGCUGCUUGGUCUCUAUCAAACGUACCUUUCUCAGCAACAGUCAAAGCUCAACGAGUCCAUUGCCCAGCUCAGCCAGGCACCAGCCCACAGCAAGGUGCUCGGCAGUGAUGCGGCCACCAGCAAAGCUAAUGGCUCUCUCUUUGAUGGCUCAUACCUCGGCCUCCCUGCUGCCCGAGCACGACAGCCUCAAGAGCACAGGAGUGGGAAUGAUCUCAGUGCGAGUGAGCUGAGUCCAAAUGAUGGGCCAAUAAAUAUGCAGAGGAUUCACAAAAAGGAGUGCAGGCAGCCACACGUGGAGUCCUGCUACAGAUGUGAGCGCUGCCAGGCCAGUGGUCAAGACAGUGGCUACGGAACACAGCAACGGAGAAGGGAUAAUAGCUCUCGUCUAGAGAAUGGCCAACAUGACGCCUUGAAUCCACAUGAUUGUGAAAGGCUGCAUAGUGGGACUGCUAUGGGCUCAGAGGCCAAAGAAGCCCUGACCAGGCCUCUGCUGGGUCAUGAGGGCUGGGAGGAAAAGAGGCACCAGCUGCUGCUGCAGAAAAUGCAGUUAGAGAUGGAGAGAGAGAAGCUGCAGGCCCGGCUGGAGGAGCAGGAAGAGAGGCUCAACAGACAGAAUCAGCAGCUCCAGGAGUCGCGUCUCGAUUACAGCAGGUUUCAACAAGCUGCUCAAGCUGAGCUCAGCAGCUCUAACACAGGGACUGGAGAUCCUCGGCUGGAGGGCCCCUCCCACCAAGAUUUACCCUCAAGUGUGCGUGGGGAGGCAGAGGUACAUCGUGCCGAACAGAACCUGCAUGGAAAAUGCUCACAACCGGCACCUGCUCCUGUAGAUAACGGUAUGCAGACACAUGAGCCCCCAGAGUCGUCCAGAAGGAACAUGGCCACUACAAAGUCCCCUGCAGGCCUGAGCAGGCCCACACCAGUGUCUGCCCUCCAUAAGAACCCUGAGGCCAGGUUGGAUUUCUCUCUGGUUGAGUUAUUGGAUAUCAUUAGUCCAGUCUCUGCCCCUGAGCCCAACAAGCCAUCCAAUCGAAGGACCAAAAUGACACAACAUAGGCCGACCCCUGCUACCCCCAAACCAAUGGGCAGAUCCCUGCUUAAAUCUGCUACGCCUCACCCACAAAGCACCCAGCAGGACCUGGAGGAAAGCCAAAUACUGGAGGAUAUUUUCUUCAUUCACUGACAAAGAAGAAAAUGAGAAGCACGACGGACAAGAUUCCAGUCACUUGACAUUUUCCUGUUUAGUAUUAACUUUUAAAAACUGUCUUUUACUUUUCCAAUCACAUUCGAAAUCAGAAUGAACAAGAUUGAGCUUGUGUUAUGUUGUAAUUCUGAAUAAAAAUAAACAAUUAUUUAUCUACGAAUUGGUUAUGCUUCUGGUUCUUAAUUUAAAUCUUUGGUUUCUACAGCAGGAUAACUGUUUACCACUGAGCUAUGUGAUUGUCUCUGAAGACCUUGAAAGCAUGAAUGCUAAAUGAACCUCA